This is a messenger RNA of Bacidia gigantensis, 2802 nucleotides long. RefSeq lists its product as uncharacterized. Gene Ontology annotation, cellular component: nuclear RNA-directed RNA polymerase complex. Gene Ontology annotation, molecular function: helicase activity. Gene Ontology annotation, biological process: regulatory ncRNA-mediated heterochromatin formation. The record is from RefSeq and is a predicted model, not a curated record. Lineage: Eukaryota; Fungi; Ascomycota; Lecanoromycetes; Lecanorales; Ramalinaceae. The transcript is spliced from 3 exons. The coding region runs from base 1 to 2802 and encodes 933 amino acids.
AUGGUUGACAGACCUUCGCAGCAACAGAAGCCUAAGGCUCAGCCAAGUAAGAGCGAGCAAAAACUGAUAUCAUGGUUAAAACUAUUCACUAAGAAGCCUAAUGGUCCUUCGCUGGACCAUGAUAAAAGAGCGGAUCUCUUCAAAAAGGCAUUUGACUAUGUGUCCUCCGGGGAAACAAGUAUGAUGCAGCAAGUCAUAAGAAAGCUAGCGUCUGAGGAAGGACUCAAACGUGUACAAGAACUACUCGACCUUGAUAUCUCGGAUAAUGUGGAAGAAACACGCUGCGCGCUUUUUAGUGACAGCGUUCUACCUUUCCUCUCUAUCAUUUCAAAUCGCAAAGUCGGAUCGUCUUUGGUGCUGCAGAAACAUCUAGGCGAUAUCUUCAAUUUUCUGUACGGGGUUCGAGGGGACAGAGCGGCCGAAUGCUUUCUUGCUUUUGCAAAGACUCUCCAGAUCAAGUCCUCCUUGACAAAGGAUGCGGAAUCAUCAAAAGAGAUAUACCACUGGGCUGAUACCAUUCUUGCGACGCUUGCGAAGCUCUUGGAAUCCUGUCAGACGGCAUCGGUCAACGAAAGAUUGCAUCCUGUGGUGGACACUCUCCAGAUUCAUUUAGAUGUAGCACUCGCAUCUUUCUCUGGAACUUUGUUGGAGCAAAGCGCUUGCCAAGCUAUGCUGAAGAUCCGCAGAUACCUAGACUAUGGUGCAAAUCUAGCACCAAUCGAAGAGGACGCAACACCUAGGAAGAGGCCCGAUGUUUCUUUUGGUCUAGCCGUUGUUUUCCCAGGACAUCUUUCAAAAUAUGGACCUCGCCACAAUAAUGACCACGCCAACAUUGCAGACAUCAAAAUUUUACCAACCCAAUCAGAAAUUAUGUGCACAAGUUCAGACUACUUACCUACCAAAGACUCCGAGGGGUGGCACAAGAGCGGGAUAUGUGGUCUGCUGGAUUAUCAAUUCAGGCUUUUGCGCGAAGACAACGUGGGCCAGUUGCGAGAUCAUGUGCGGACAGUGGUGGAGAGAUUAAGAAGUACUAAUGAGGGGGGGCUCAGGACAAGCAAGCCAUCAAACGGCGACUGCGCGCUCGUUAUAGCCCAAUUCGAUCAGCCUAGAGUUUUACUGAAAUCAAGCGAAGCCCAGCGCAAGAAGUGGUGGGAAGAGUCCAGAUCAUUACAGAAAGAUGCUCUUGUCUGUUUGGUGAAUUCUCAGGGACGUACGUUGUUCUUUUCUGUGGCCGCCCCAGAAGAUGGUAGGAAGCGAACAGAGGAGGUGAAGUCGCAACGGAGAGAAAAUUCGGACCUAUGGACAGAUUCGUUGAGGGCUACGGUCACGCUGCGAUUGAUCGAUCUGACAAAUCAAGACAUUUGCUCCGCAUUGUACCCUGAGGCGAGCUUGCAAUUGUUGGUCGAAUUUCCGGGUAUUCUACUACCUUCAUUUCAACCCACUCUUGAGGCACUUCAGCGAAUGAGCGCUGCUAAAGAUAUUGCCUUUCCUUCAAAACUCUGUCCCGAAGCUGCAGUCCGGCCAGAAGACAAGGAAGCGCAAUGGCCGAGGUACACACACCAGCCACGUUUUGCUUUCGAUCUGAAAACUAUACUUCAGGAUCGCGAGUCCUUACUACUUCAGAAAGGAGAGCCAUUCGAUAUUGAGGCUUUGAAGAAGCGUUCGACACUUGACGGGGCUCAAUGUAGGGCUUUGGUUGGAGCCUUGUGCAAAGACUUUGCGCUCAUACAGGGCCCUCCAGGAACAGGAAAGUCUUACGUGGCGGUGCAACUGGUGAAGGUUUUGCUACAGCAUCGAAAGCAAGCAGAAAUGCGACCGAUUAUUAUCAUGUGGGCACCCUUGGCACCCUGGCUUACCGGAUGCUUUACCAACCAUGCUCUAGAUCAAUUUCUGGAGCACCUCGUCGACGAUGGUAUAAAGAAAAUCAUAAGAGUUGGUGGUCAAUCUAAGUCCACCGUCCUAGAACCCCUGAAUUUACGCCACGUAGCUAGCGAGAUGGAGCAAACUAAGACCGAAAAACACGCAGCGUGGGAGCUACACACUAAGCUAGAAACAUAUGGAAACGCCAUUGAGGACCUGUUAUUUCGGCUCCAUGACCCUGGAUCCCUCUCAUCAAUAUUGGAGUUCCUCAAAUCAUCACAUAACAUGCAUUAUGAGCAGUUGAACAGAUCAGAAGACUCAGAAGGCUUUGAGAUUGUCACAAAUCGCUAUGGUAAUGCUCUUGACCAAUGGCUUCACUCUAAGACUCCAGAGCAAAGAUCUGAAGCGACGAAUCGCUCAAUCGCCGAGUUGAAACAGACCCCAUUACACAACAUGAGCCACGAGGAGCGUCGCGAGCUCCAUGCUCAUUGGACAGUUGCCAUUCGCAAGGAAUUGCUUGAGGAGAUUCCCGAUGUCAUUGACCAAUAUGCUGAUGUGGAGCAACAAUUGCGGACGUGUAUUCAAGAGAAAGAUCUGAGAUGUUUGCAACAGGCGCAUGUGAUCGGGCUUACAACGUCGGGGCUUGCUAGAAACAUUGGGCUUUUGAAAAGACUGGAGCCUAAAGUCUUGAUCUGCGAGGAAGCAGGGGAGAUCCUGGAAGCACAUACUCUAACAGCCUUGAUGCCUUCCAUCGAACAUGCAAUAUUCAUUGGUGAUCAUGAACAGCUUCGUCCGAGAUUGGUCAACCACGCAUUCUCGCUCGAACAUCAUCUUGGGAAGCGAUAUUCCUUAGAUGUGUCUUUAUUCGAGCGAAUGAUCACCCUGCCGGAGUCUGAACUCCGGCACGACACCUACAGACUCAGCGGCGCAUGGAUCCUUUGA